AUGGCUGCUGAUCUCAUAAGUCCUAGUGAUCCUGAAUUCAAGAGAGUUCCGAAGAAAAUUAAAGAUGGUAAUCGAUAUUGGCCAUACUUUAAAAAUUGCAUCGGGGCAAUUGAUGGAACACAUGUACCAGUUGUUGUGCCUAGAGAAAGGCAAGUACCUUAUAUUGGCAGAAAAGGCAUCACUACCCAAAAUAUCAUGGUUGUAUGUGAAUUUAAUAUGUGCUUUACAUUUGCUUGGGCUGCAUGGGAGGGUUCUGCUCACGAUGCACGUAUAUUCAUGGAUGCCUUAAGAAUUCCAACACUGAAAUUUCCACGUCCACCUACUGAGUUCCAACCAUAUGAUGAUGAUGAAGAGUUACUUCCCCAAACAGAUGAUGGAAGGACUAGUACGGAAGAGACUAUUGUACAAGAAAAUGUAACUCGUGCACGAGAGAUGGAUGACAAACGCGAGAGAAUUGCAAAUCUUCUUUGUCUACUUGAUAUUUGUGUCAAGUAA
This is a messenger RNA of Prunus avium (sweet cherry), 495 nucleotides long. The record is from RefSeq and is a predicted model, not a curated record. NCBI's taxonomy places the organism in Eukaryota, Viridiplantae, Streptophyta, Magnoliopsida, Rosales, Rosaceae.